Molecule: messenger RNA, 306 nt
Organism: Gaeumannomyces tritici R3-111a-1
Lineage: Eukaryota; Fungi; Ascomycota; Sordariomycetes; Magnaporthales; Magnaporthaceae
Exons: 2
Coding region: 1-306 (101 amino acids)
Source: RefSeq, a predicted model, not a curated record
AUGCGUGCGAUGAUGGACAGUGCCGAAGGCGACAAGAGGCGGCGACGAGAGCAUCACCUGGACAUCCACACAGCUGAACCCGGGGACGCCGCCCCUGGUUGCCGGCAGGAGCGCCAUUGUCCUAGCGCCCAUAUCACCGGCGCCGCCCUCGAGGCCGAGUGGGAAGGGACAGCAAGUGGCCGAAGUCGACGCUACGGGUCACUAGCGGUGCACCGCAUGGUCGGCUUCACGCCUAGUCAACCCGGCAGGCACCGAGGGAUCACAUUUGAGGCAAAUGUCAUGUCGGCUGGGGCAUCGCCCAGAUGA